Molecule: messenger RNA, 2312 nt
Organism: Rhopilema esculentum
Lineage: Eukaryota; Metazoa; Cnidaria; Scyphozoa; Rhizostomeae; Rhizostomatidae
Product: protein lifeguard 2
Biological process (GO): negative regulation of apoptotic signaling pathway
Cellular component (GO): membrane; endoplasmic reticulum; Golgi apparatus
Source: RefSeq, a predicted model, not a curated record
AAGAACAUUUCCAGAGUUACAAUCAAUGGUUCAAGCAGUAAGAUUUACAAUAAAGUUCCAUCAGAAGGGAAAUUUGCCACAUUGUUGAUCAAGUUAAGGCACAUACUGUGAUCUUAGGCUCAAAGUCAGAAGAUCAGGAUUAGGCCGAAUUUCGAAAGAGAGCAGCAAGCAGGUUCAAACAAGAUUGCGUACGUUGGUGACCAACACUAAAUUUUCAGAAAAUGAAAAAUCAAGAAGAAGUACAGCCAACUAACUGGCAGCCAUAUCCUCCGAAUAACACGUACCCAGCCAAUUCAUAUCCAGCCCAACCAUAUGCUGGUCAGCCCUAUCCAGCUCAGCCCUAUCCAGCUCAGCCCUAUCCAGCCCAACCAUAUGGGCAACCAUAUCCAGAUCAACAAGGGAUUCCAGCAGCUGCCCCUCCAAGCUAUGAGAAUACAAUAACCAAUACUACAAGCACCACUGUCAUUAUUACAGAUUCUCAUCCAGAAUCAUUUCACGAGAAUGAUAUGUUUUCAUUUGAUAGCAAAUCAGUGCGACUUGGAUUCAUCCGAAAGGUGUAUGCAAUUCUGGCUUUGCAGAUGGUUGUAACAAUUGGAUUUUCCUGUCUGUUUAUGUUUCAUGAACCAACAAAACUAUAUGUACAAAAUCAUAUUGGUGUUUAUAUUGCAGCUUAUGUUACCUUUUUCAUCCUUUACUUUGUUCUGGCAUGUUGUACAAAUGUUGCCAGGAGUUAUCCAGCAAAUAUGAUACUUCUCUGUGUCUUUACGAUCAGUUUGUCUUAUCUUGUUGCUGCAAUUACAAGCUUUCAUGACACAAAGAUCGUCCUUUUGGCCUUCGGAAUAACAUUGGUUGCCAGUGUUUCUGUGAUGCUGUUUGCUUGUCAGACAAAGUAUGAUUUCACAGGGUGUGGUGGAGUGCUUUUUGUAGCAUGCAUCAGCUUGUUGCUUUUUGGCAUUUUCGCUGGCAUCUUUGUCCCAUCGGGCAGCAUCAGUAUCGUCAACAUGGUUUACGCAGGACUUGGCGCUCUUUUGUUCAUGGGGUUCCUUGCCUAUGACACACAGCUGAUUAUGGGUGGAAGAAAAUUUGAAAUCUCCCCCGAAGACUAUGUCUUUGCUGCAAUGAUGUUGUACAUUGACAUCAUCUACAUCUUCUUGUUUAUUCUGUCUUUGAUUGGAGGAAAGAACUAAAGGUUGUUGUAAUCCAUGGUGUCAAGAGUAAGAUAAUUUGAUUGACAAUAACUGUUUUAUUAUUUGAAGUAUCUUUAAGCCAAAGGUGAUUUCAUUUUAGUAAUCGAUCUUUUUUACUACUUGCUAUCUUUUUACCGGAUUUUAUUUGAUAUUUUAAUAGCAGGGCUUAACAUCAUUUCAAAUUUGGCUUCUUCUCUACGGCUCUGGUAGCUAAGAUUACAAGUAAUUCAAAGUGCAGAUCAUAAAGCGUUUAAUUAAUAUAAGUAUUAAGGUUUUAUUCUGUUUUGGUUGUUCGAUUGGAUUAAAGAUCCAACGUAGAAAUCACCUGAUCUGGCUUGUAUUCCUGUCACUCAGUACUAUUUAGCUGCACCCUCUAAGCAAAGGUUCGUAUUCAUACGGAUAAUACAAAUGUUUACGGAGGCGGAAACCUUUUCAUUGUCAACGGCGCUGUUAUGAAAUAAAAGUCUUAAUAAUGUUAGAAACAGAAGAAACUUGCAUAUUAAGUUAGAUAUCGUAGCAAUAAUCUAAUCUAAUAUCAAAUCUUGUAAAGAAUAAGAUUGCUCAAAAUUGUCCCUGAUAUGGCCUAAGGGCUCAAAACUUUUUCCCAAGUAAUGCGUGCAUAUAGCUAUAGAUUCGGAUGCCCAUUAGGACUUUUGCGGUAGCAAGGGCCUAAAUGAUUUUCUUGCAGCUUCCGUUGUGUUGAUUUCAAUCGCUAUUUGUUGUUCAAUACCUUUUUCCCCAUUAUUAUUGUUUGUAAGUAUUUAUCGUGGCAAAAUUAUUCUUCAUAUUACUGUUUUGUGAUUAAAUGUACAGGAAGUAGUGAUUAAAUCAGAGUAGCAAGAGACAGGCAAUUCAGGGGUAACUAUCGUGUCAGGAAAUUCUGUAACCAGACUAUCAUUCCUGUAAGCAUAAAAGCUUUUCACUUUCUUGCAUUUGAUUCAAUAGAAGUAUUCUCUAGCGUCUACUUUAGCUCAACUCUUUUGCUACGGUAGAAGAAUGCUUAAACGUAUUUAUUCAAUUUAUAUGUAUGUCAGGUAUUAAGGCAUUAACCAUACGGCACUAAUUAUUGUACUGUUUUCUUAUGGUAGUGGUCUUUAAGUGAUGAUAUGAAUAAUUUAAUUGAUA